This is a messenger RNA of Ziziphus jujuba (common jujube), 1414 nucleotides long. Its product is annotated as peroxidase 55. The record is from RefSeq and is a predicted model, not a curated record. Gene Ontology annotation, biological process: response to oxidative stress; hydrogen peroxide catabolic process. Gene Ontology annotation, molecular function: heme binding; peroxidase activity. NCBI's taxonomy places the organism in Eukaryota, Viridiplantae, Streptophyta, Magnoliopsida, Rosales, Rhamnaceae. The transcript is spliced from 3 exons. Bases 175 to 1140 code for a protein of 321 amino acids.
GUAUGGUUUAAAUAUCUCUCUCAUUUUCCUUCUCACUUAAUUUCUUCCAUAGCUAGCUCCAUUUAUAUUAUAAACUCCAUUGCUAUAUAUAUAUAAGAGGAGAGAGAAGGAAAACUUCUACAUAUAUAUCAUCAGAGAGAGAGGUUGGAGAGGUUGAAGAGAGCUAGUUAAAAGAUGAAGUACUGGUGGAUUAAUUUGGUUACGGUUUUGAUAGUUUUAGCCGGGAGUGGAGAGGCACAGUUAGCUGAAAACUUCUACAGAUCCACCUGCCCAAACGUUGAAGCUAUAGUACAGCAGGCUGUCUCUACCAAGUUCAGUCAAACUUUUGUCACAAUCCCGGCCACUCUCCGCCUCUUUUUCCAUGAUUGUUUCGUCGAGGGAUGCGAUGCCUCAGUCCUGAUUGCAUCUCCAAAUGGGGACGCAGAGAAAGACUCAAGUGACAAUAUAUCUCUUGCAGGAGAUGGUUUUGACACCGUCGUCCAAGCCAAACAAGCAGUCGAAGCUCAAUGCCCCGGCGUCGUUUCAUGCGCUGACAUUUUAGCUCUCGCUGCUAGAGACGUCGUCGUUUUGACGGGAGGACCAGCGUUCAACGUGGAGUUGGGACGCCGGGACGGGCUGGUAUCACAGGCAUCACGGGUCGCCGGAAACCUACCGGAACCAAAUUUCAACCUGAACCAGCUGACGUCCAUGUUCGCCAAACACGGUCUGUCCCUGACCGAUUUGAUCGCUCUCUCGGGAGCUCACACAUUGGGGUUCUCCCACUGCGAUCGCUUCUCCGACCGGAUCUACUCCUCUCCGGUGGACCCCACCCUAGAUUCCGACUACGUCAACCAGUUGAAGGGCAUGUGUCCCCGUGAUGUGGACCCCAGCAUCGCCAUUAACAUGGACCCCGAGACUCCGAGGACCUUCGACAAUGUUUAUUACCAGAACCUGGUGGCAGGGAAGGGUUUGUUCACUUCGGAUCAGGUUCUUUUCACCAAUUCCCAAUCGCAGCGUACUGUGACCGAUUUUGCGAACAAUCCGGGUGACUUUAACGGAGCUUUCAUCACCGCCAUGAGGAAGCUUGGAAGAGUCGGAGUCAAGACCGGUAGCGAUGGGGAGAUCAGGAGAGACUGCACUGCUUUCAAUUCAAGAAAUUGAUGAUAAGAUUUUUGAUAAUGAUGGUGAUGAUACAUACAUUCAUGCAUGCAUGGACAUAUUAAAUAACAAAUAUAUCCAUACAUAUAUAUAAUAAUAAGCACAUCAUGAUUUAUAACUGUAAUUUGUGAGUCAUCAUUUGUGGUUUUUUUUUUUUUUUUUAAACUUUAUCUAUUUUUUGGGAAAAAGAAAUGUGAAUUGCUGUUUGGUGAAUAAAAAUGAAAAUUGUUAAUAAGUGCUUAUUUUGUUACAAUAAUAUAACUUCUUAUUUUAUUUC